Molecule: messenger RNA, 38019 nt
Organism: Podarcis lilfordi (Lilford's wall lizard)
Lineage: Eukaryota; Metazoa; Chordata; Lepidosauria; Squamata; Lacertidae
Source: the annotation of a GenBank genome assembly
AUGUUGCUGCUCUCCCUGCUCUUCUGCCUGGACAACGUGAGCGGAUUCCUCCCCAACCACGAAUCGGGAGGUAUAGAUCCGGCAGUCUUCACAGAUGCUGACAUCACGACAGCAGGGGUGCUGCGGGCUGUCGCCCGUUACAUGGAGAGGAACCCGUUGCCUGGGAAAACACCUGUGGCCCCAGGAGAGCUGGAAAAUAUGAAGCCUUUGGAUGCUACUAGGCUCUUCAAGGCCUUCUACAAAGGUAAGCUCAGAAGGCAUCGGCGUGAAGACUUCUCCUUGCCCGAUGCAACUGGACCUUGUGGCUUUUGCAGAGGAUCGACCCUGCGCAGCCUUGCUAGGAAUCUGACCUCAUUUGCUUCCCAGCAGGACCAGGAGACUUGGAUCCACAAAUGCUUGGUCUCAUUGCUCCCAUCUAUGCCAGCUGACAGAGCCCAGGAGUCCUUGCGAACUGCUUUAACGCAGUAGACCUCCUGGCCCCUGGUAACAGAUCUGAGAGUCACGGCUGCCAGUCUGAGCCUUUCCUCUUAAAAACCUACCCACCCUAAAGGUAAAGGGAACCCUGACCAUUAGGUCCAGUCAUGACUGACUCUGGGGUUGCAGCGCUCAUCUUGCUUUAUUGGCCGAGGGAGCCGGCGUACAGCUUCCGGGUCAUGUGGCCAGCAUGACUAAGCCGCUUCUGGCGAACCAGAGCAGCGCACGGAAACACCGUUUACCUUCCCACCGGAGUGGUACCUAUUUAUCUACUUGCACUUUGACAUGCUUUUGAACUACUAGGUUGGCAGGAGUAGGGACCGAGCACCGGGAGCUCACCCUGUCACGGGGAUUCGAACCACCAAUCUUCUGAUCGGCAAGUCCUAGGCUCUGUGGUUUAACCCACAGUGCCACCCGCGUCCCUCCACCCACCCUAGAGAUCUAAAAAAAUCCUGGUUGUCAGCUUCCCACCCCUAAGUAGUCACUAAACCCCAUUUAUCUUAGGGGAGAUUUGGGCAUGUGGAUCUACUAUCCCAUCAGAUGUCAAGGAGAUGAACAAUUAUACAACUUUCUGAAGACAGCUGAAGGCAGCCCUGUAUCAGAAAGAUUUUAAUACAGUGGUACCUCGGAUUAAGAACUUAAUUCGUUCCGGAGGUCCAUUCUUAACCUGAAACUGUUCUUAACCUGAGGUACCACUUUAGCUAAUGGGGCCUCCCACUGUCGCUGCGCUGCUGCCGCAUGAUUUCUGUUCUCAUACUGAAGCAAAGUUCUUAACCUGAGGUACUAUUUCUGGGUUAGCGGAGUCUGUAACCUGAAGCGUCUGUAACCUGAAGUGUCUGUAACCACUGUAUCUAAUGUUUCACUGUGUUUUUUUCACAUUCUGUUGAAAGCCUCCCAGAGUGACUGGGGAAACCCUGUCAGAUGGGCAAGGUAUAUGUUAAGAAAUUAUUACUAUUACUAUUACUAUUACUAUUACUAUUACUAUUACUAUUACUAUUACUAGAAGGCUGUGUGAGUGCCUAUAAUGUCCCCAUCCUUCUCAUCCUAUCCUUUUUCCCACUGUCAAACCUUAAAGCAGGGGUCACUUUAUUAUCUUAUCUGGCUGGUCUGCAUGCUGCCAAGCUCAUCCUUUCCCUCACCCAGUUUCCUCUGUUCCUCCCCUUCUUGUUCUCUCUGUGUCGCCCCUUUCGCCCUUCUGUUUUUCAUUCUCCAUGCCAUUCCCUUUUCUUUAUCUCUGCCACCUCUUUUGCCUUGUUCCCCACCCCCACCCCCGUUCCUUGGUAUUCCCAUCAUAUUAGGCUGAGGUCCACAUGCAGUUCAGGGAGCAGAGCAUAUCCACCUCUGCUUGCGCAUAUAAGUGCUUCGGGGGUCAGGACCACUUCAAAAAGCAGCUGCAUUUUCAUGUGCGGAUUUGUGUGGUUCCCAAGUAAUGGGACCUUCCCCUUUUUUCUUGCACAGCUGACGUCUCUCCCAGUCGGUUACUCAAAGCCAUGCAGGAACUUGUCGAUGCAAACAAUCAAGUGGAAACCGACCACAAGAAGGACAAUAGCUACUUCUUCUACUGCGAAAAGAUUGUCCAAAGUAAGAGGCGGUGUGGCUUUUGUGGGGUGAAGGUGCACGGAGCGAUGUUUGGGGCGAUGUGUUGGGAGAGCAGAUCCCCACAGAGAGCAGGACUGAACCCUUUGCCAACGAGCAAAGGGAACACGCUGGCAAAGCAGACCCCUCUCCCCACCCCCAGACUUUGGCAGGUGAUUGACAGGUGCGUGACCCUGCCCACCUACCCAAGCUGGCCCACCGCCUCCCGAAGGAGACUGUUCCACUGCUGAACAGCGCUUACUGUCAAGUCCUACCCUCCAGAGCAGGAGAAAAUAAGCGUUGUCCCUCUUGCAUGGGACAGCCCUUGAGUUGAGUCUCCUUUUUUCCAGGCUAAACAUUCCCAGCUCCUUCAACCACUCCUCAUCAGGCUUGGUUUCCAGACCCUUGACCAUCUUAGUUGCCCUCCUCUGCACAUGUUCCAAUUUAACAUCCUUCUUAAAUGGUGGUGCCCAGAAUUGGACACAAUAUUCCAGGUGUGGUCUGACCAAGGCAGAAUAGAGUGGGACGAUUACUUCCCUUGAUCUGGACACUAUACUUCUGUUGGUGCAGCCUAAAAUAGCAUUAGCUUUUGUUUGCUGCUGAAUCGCACUGUUGACUCAUAUUAAGCUUGUUGCCCACCAAGACCCCUAGAUCUUUACAAAAGCCAGGUGUCCCACAUCUUAAAUUUGUGCAUCUGGUUCUUCCUGCCUAAGCGCAGAACCUUACAUUUGUCCCUGUUGGACUUCAUUUUGUUAGCUUGGGCCCAGUUCUCCAAUCUAUUAAGGUCAUUUCGCACCAAAGACCUGACUGCAGAUGAGCUCUGUCCAUUUCUUCCCCGUAUGGAGAAUUGGUUGGUGUCUUCAUCACAAAACCCUUUAGAGCUUUCGGCUUUGUUACGUUUGCUGACGAUCAGAUUGCCCAGUCCCUUUGUGGCAAGGACUUGAUCAUAAAAAGGAAUCGCCAUAUCUAAAGCUGAACCUAAGCAUAAUAGCAGUAGACAACAAAGAGGAGGUGAUUGUAAAUCUGGAAACCACCAAUCAGAAUAAGCAGUUAUUCCAUCUUUUUGCAUACUGAGAGUACUAUCUCCAGCCCCUCCUUGUCUGUCAGUUAAGAUCCCCAGUGACAGUUAAACUGACUUCACCAGACCAGAAUGAAGAUGGGCCCCAUCAAAUGCAUUGCAAUCCACCUUACGGUACCAUACGAAUAAUACAUACAGUGGUACCUUGGGUUAAGAACUUAAUUUGUUCUGGAGGUCCGUUCUUAACCUGAAACUGUUCUUAACCUGAAGCACUAAUGGGGUCUCCCACUACCACCGCAGCGCUGCUGCGCAAUUUCUGUUCUCAUCCUGAAGCAAAGUUCUUAACCCGAGGUACUAUUUCUGGGUUAGCGGAGUCUGUAACCUGAAGCAUCUGUAACCUGAAGCAUCUGUAACCCAAGGGACCACUGUAAUGCACAACACCCAUUAAAACACUGCUUAAACUAACAGAGUUUCUUUGCAGAGGCUAGGGGAGAAGACGGGAAAAGAGGCAGAGAAAAAAGAGGGAAGCUGUAUGGACGAGGACAGGAAGUGUUUGGGGUUGUCAAACACAGCGGCAGGCCAGAAGGAGGGAAUGGAGUGAAAAGGCAGGUGGGAAACAGAGAGAAAGUGUGCAAUGAAUGUUAGGCAAGCCAAACGGGGUGGUGUCCAGUGGCGAUGAAAGAGGGCAACUGAAGCCUUUGAGUUAGGUCCCGUCAGCAGGGAGAAUUGGUUCUGAUUCCACCGACUGUUGGGCCUUAUCCACAACAUACAGCUAAAGCACUAUUAUGCCAUCUUCGCAGUCACGGCUUGCCCCCCUCCCACAAAGAAUCCUGGGAACUGUAGUUUGCUACAGCUGCUGGGAGUUGUUAAGAGAUCCAUAUUCCCCUCAUGGUGCUACAGUUCCCAGAGGGAGGCGGCCACUUUGGGCAGCAGAUACUGAGGGCUGGGGUGCAAGGCGUGUGCCACGAGGCCUGCCAUGGAAGCCCGUGAGGUGCAGAGAAGGUUUCUUCACCAGAUGUGAAGUAUAGUGGUACCUCGGGUUAAGAACUUAAUUUGUUCUGGAGGUCCGUUCUUAGUCCAGCCCUGGGACUGAACCUUUUGUGAUUACAGUCAUACCUUGGGUUAAAUAUGGUUCGAGAGCGCGUUACUUCCGGGUUUUUCCGCUUGCGCAUGCGCAGACGCUCAAAAAGGACAUCACGCACAUGCGCAGAAGCGGCGAAAAGCGGCGCACGCGCACGCAGACGCACCAUCGCUAGUUACGUUUAUCUCUAGAUGUGAACAGGGCUCCGGAACGGAUCCCAUUCGUAUCUAGAGGUACCACUGUAGUUCUGCUCCCACUGACCGACGGAGACCCUGCCGCCAAACCUACAGCCUCUUGACCCACCCAGAUGCCAGAACCGUUGAAAUUACAAAUCACCAAGCCUACAGCCAAGCAUACCUCCAAUCUUGGAUCAAAACAGGGAGGGGUAUCCUGUGGCCCGCCAAAGAUUGUUGGCCUCUGCCACCCAUCAGGCCUCUGCAAGAACAGACAGCGCUCAGAGUUGAGGGAAAUUAGAGUCUCAGCAGCAUUUGAAGGCCACAAUGUCACCAUCUCUGGAGUAAGAGGUUCCAGGGAAGAGGGAACAGCAUCCCAUUGGGAAUCUGGUGUUUCUCGGGUUUAAUAAUAAUAAUAAUUUUUAUUUAUAUCCCGCCCUCCCCAGCCAAGGCCGGGCUCAGGGCGGCUAACAAGCAAUAAUAAAAACAAGUUGAAUGAAUACAACUUCAGGGGACACAGGAGAAAUUGGGGCUUUAAAAUUCUUCUAUUUUAUUUCUUUUUAUUUAAUGUUGAUUUAAAGCAUUUUUCUUUCUUGUUUUAAUAUUAUAUAUAUAUAUAUGUAUGUAUAUAUGUGUGUGUGUGUGUAUAUAUAUAUAUAUAUAUAUAUAUAUAUAUAUAUAAAAUCCUUUUUCCAACAAUCCUUAUUAUCACAGUAUAAUCCUUUUGACUCUGCCGAGUCUUGACUUCCCUCUCUCUCAGCAGCUGGUAUAUACGUCACAUACUUAUUGCGUAUAUUAUUGUCAUAACUCUACUAUUUUACAUUGAAGGUAUUAUUCCAGUCCUGCUAGUGUCCUUAAGCUUUUGCUGUUCUCCUUUAAAUAUUCAAUAAAUUUACUCCAAUUGUUAUUGUAUCUGUGGUCCUCUUGGUCCCGGAUCCUCCCUGUCAAUUUGGCAAGUUCCACAAAAUCUGUCAUCUUCACCUGCCACUCCUGGAUGGUUGGUAAAUCUUGUAUUUUCCAUUUUGGGGCCAGUAGGAUUCUCGCGGCGGCUGUGGCAUACAUAAACAAAUUCUGAUCUUUUAUUUUAAUCUCUCUUAAAAUUCUUCUGAUUGCCAGGUAUAAGCCAACUUCGAAACCUGCAGAACUCUAUGCUGGCCAGCCUGAAAGUCCCCGUGAGCUCGUCAGCUUUGGAAUCAGCUCGCCGAAGCGCUGGAAAAGCUCUUCACAUCCUCCAGAAAUUCUACAGUAACACCAACUGGGUUGAGCUGGGAAAAACCAAACCUUACGAACACCUGCGUAAGUCCCAGUGGUGAUGCAAAGAUAUCAGCUGGUGGGUGUCACCUCCCUCCUUGGGCUGGAUGUUGAUUUCAGACGGAAAUCGUCACAAAAUCUGUUGAUUAAAAUUUAAGGUUACCAGAUGUCCCCAUUUCCCAGGGACAGUCCCCGGAUUUACAAAUCAGUCCCCAUACAAAAUCCAUUGAAGUUGAAAAGUGUCCCCGGAUUCAUUGAAAAAAAAUCUGGUAACCUUAGAUUAAAUCUAAGACAACUUAAAAGGUAAAGGAAAAGGGACCCCUGACCAUUAGGUCCAGUCGUGGCCGACUGGGGUUGCGGCGCUCAUCUCGCUUUACUGGCCGAGGGAGCUGGCGUACAGCUUCCGGGUCAUGUGGCCAGCAUGACUAAGCCGCUUCUGGUGAACCACAGCAGCGCACGGAAACGCCGUUUACCUUCCCGCCGGAGCGGUACCUAUUUAUCUACUUGCACUGGCGUGCUUUCAAACUGCUAGCUCACCCCGUCGUGGGGAUUCAAACCGCCAACCUUCUGAUCGGCAAGCCCUAGGCUCUGUGGUUUAACCCACAGCGCCACCCACGUCCCUAUAAGACAAUUUAGAAGGCUCAAAAGAAGCUGAUGAUACUGAACCUUCCAAAAAAGAAGCUGAUGAUACUGAACCUUCCAAAAAUUAAAUUAUUCCAAUCAUAGUAAAAUUUCUCUCUCUCUCUCUCUCUCUCUCUCUCUCUCUCUCUUCACUUUUUUUGCAAUCCUUAAUGCUGUUGUUUGACCCUGCCCUGUUUGACCAUCCUACAGAGUUAGACAAAUUCAUUCGAACUAGUCAGUGGGAAUCAGUCAAGCGUUCCAAAGAACCUUUUGCAUUUUUUACUGAGCAAAUUUUAAAAACAUAUAGCCUGCUUUUUCCACUUGUGGUCUCAAAUCAGUUUACAGAAUCGUGAUAAAUCUGUCUGAGCUGCUGAAUUACAGCUUUAAGAGAAGUUCGUUGUUGUUGUUGUUGUUGUUUAGUCGUUUAGUUGUGUCUGACUCUUCGUGACCCCAUGGACCAGAGCACGCCAGGCACUCCUGUCUUCCACUGCCUCCCACAGUUUGUCAAACUCAUGCUGGUAGCUUCGAGAACACUAUCCAACCAUCUCAUCCUCUGUCGUCCCCUUCUCCUUGUGUCCUCCAUCUUUCCCAACAUCAGGGUCUUUUCCAGGGAGUCUGCUCUUCUCAUGAGGUGGCCAAAGUAUUGGACCCUCAGCUUCAGGAUCUGUCCUUCCAGUGAGCACUCAGGGCUGAUUUCCUUCAGAAUGGAGAGGUUUGAUCUUCUUGCAGUCCAUGGGACUCUCAAGAGUCUCCUCCAGCACCAGAAUUCAAAAGCAUCAGUUCUUUGGCGAUCAGCCUUCUUUAUGGUCCAGCUCUCACUUCCAUACAUCACUACUGGGAAAACCAUAGCUUUAACUAUACGGACCUUUGUUGGCAAGGUGAUGUCUCUGCUAAAACAGCAUCUUUCCCCCUUUCCUGUGUGUUCUACAGUAAACCCAGCCAGUCCUGUUUUCCCGGUUGCUCCUGCUUCUAAGAAGACCUGUGACAACUGCAAAAGGCUCCCAGGGUAAGUCUCAUAUUCUCCCCUCACCUCCUUCCAUGGGCUUUGCUAUGUACUAAGCUUGGACCCUAGAACAAUAGGCAGGUAGGAUCCUAGAAUGAUUGGCUCGCAGGAGAAGACCAAUCAGGCUCCAGGAGGGAGUUAAUCAGCCUAUUAGGCUGGUAGGUUCGUAGAAUGCAACAACUGAUAGGCCUGCAGGAGAAGACCAAUCAGGCUCCAGGAGAGAAGCAGAAUCAGCCAAUCAGACGGGACUCAUUGUGUAAAUAAUGUAUAUAAAAGCCUGAGGUUUGGGGGGAAAUUCCAUCACUGUUUUACAAGCUGCAAUAAAGAGCAUGAAAUCACUACAGGACUCUAUUUCAGGCUUACUGAGAACUGGUUGAACCUAUUGUUCUAUUGCUGGCGCAUGAGCUGGUGGCAACAAAGGAGCAUUACUCCCUGUGUAACCCUGUGGCACCUUAAUUCUUUUCCUCCUUUCUUUUGUGGUCUCCCACUGAGAGAGAGGGCUCAUCCAUACUUCCUUUUGUGCUGUGUUUCUAAGCGCAGAAACUCCUCUGUUUAUGCUCCUCAAACCCAAAGAGAUGCUACGUCCCCUACCCAUUUGUGCCAAAAAAAAUGUAAAGCGGAUGAAUUCAAUUCGUAACUAUUAUCUAAAUAAACUCUACUUUUUAAUCUUCCAGACAUAUGGUAAAACCAAGUUAUACUUAAUGCGUCCCAUGCUCCUAAAGUUACAAAAUGACUUUUGCCGUGUCAUAGAAUGAUAGAACUGUAGAGAUGGAAGGGACACCAAAGGUCAUCUUGCCCAGGCUUCCUCAACCUCGUCCCUUCAGAUGUUUUGAGACUACAAUUCCCAUCAUCCCUGACCACUGGUCCUGCUAGCUAGGGAUCAUGGGAGUUGUAGGCCAAAAACAUCUGAAGGGCUGAGGUUGAGGAAGCCUGAUCUAGGCCAACAGUGUCAAGAGGGCUUUUUAAAAAAUAUUGUAUUUUUCCCCUGAAAAUUGUGGUGUGUUUUUUCUUGGGGGAAACAGGAAAAAUUGUGGUUCCCCACCCCCCCAUGGCUUCAAUACUUCCUGAAAUUUUUUAUCUGCUAUUAAGACUCCAACUCCUGCCAGCCCCAGGCAGCAAGGCCGGUGGUCAAGAAUGAUGGGAGUUUAAUCCAACAACGUCUAAGGAUCACAAGUUCCCCAUCCCUACCAAAAACACUGGCAUAUACCUUCUCUCAACUAUUUAGUACUGUAUUUUCCGGCAUAUAAGACGACUGGGCGUAUAAGACGACCCCCAACUUUUGUAGUUAAAAUAUAGAGUUUGGGAUAUACUCGCCGUAUAAGACUACCCCUCUUCCAGCACACACCAAAUAAUUUUUUUUUUAAAAAAAGGCUCCAGUCCGGCUGGGAAAUCCGCUCCACUUCCCAGUGGCCAGAGGUGCGCUUAAUGCUGUUGUUGGUUCCCUGCCUUUGUUGUGAGCCUUUCCUUUUCUGUUACUGCAGAGGCUGCUUGGACUGAGGCAGCGGCCACGUGUCUAGUUGCUGGGUCAACGCGAGGCCGCCGUUUUGGACCACGUGGUCUACUACCGGAAGCGGUUAGGGUCAUUCUGUUGCUGGUGAUUGGGGGGGCUUCUGGGGCCAAUUUUCAAGCAUAUUUCUGCUUCAUCUAGAGAGCUUGGUGUCCUCUGAUUUAAUUUGCUGUCGUUUUGUCCUUUGGUGGGGAGUUGCUGCAGGAGCUGCUGCUGUAACCGGCGUAUAAGACGACCCCCGACUUUUGAGAAGAUUUUCCUGGGUUAAAAAGUAGUCUUAGGUAAAGGGUAAAGGGACCCCUGACCAUUAGGUCCAGUCGUGACCAACUCUGGGGUUGCAGUGCUUAUCUCGCUUUACUGGCCGAGGGAGCUGGCUUACAGCUUCCGGGUCAUGUAGCCAGAAUGACUAAGCCACUUCUGGAGAACCAGAGCAGAACACGGAAAUGCCGUUUACCUUCCCGCUGGAGCGGUACCUAUUUAUCUGCUUGCACUUUGAUGUGCUUUCGAACUGCUAGGUUGACAGGAGCAGGGACCGAGCAACGGGAGCUCACGCGUCGCGGGGAUUCAAACCACCAACCUUCUGAUCAGCAAGUCCUAGGCUCUGUGAUUUAAUCCACAGCGCCACCCGUGUCCAAAAAGUCCAAAAAUAGUCUUAUACGCCAGAAAAUACAGUGGUGCCUCGCAAGACGAAAAAAAUCCGUUCCGCGAGUCUCUUCGUCUUGCGGGUUUUUUCGUCUUGCGAAGCAAGCCCAUUAGAGGUUUAGCGGCUUAGCGCUACAGUAUUAGCAGCUUAGCCGGCUUAAAGAUCAGCUGAUAAGCGGCUUAGCAUCAGCUGUUAAGCGGCUUAAAGAUCAGCUGAUAAGCGGCUUAGCAUCAGCUGUUAAGCGGCUUAAAGAUCAGCUGAUAAGCGGCUUAACCAUCAGCUGUUAAGCGGCUUAAAGAUCAGCUGAUAAGCGGCUUAGCAUCAGCUGUUAAGCGGCUAAAAGAUCAGCUGAUAAGCGGCUUAGCCAUCAGCUGAUAAGCGGUUUAGUGGCUUGGGAAAAAGGGGGGGGAAAGGAAAAAAACCCCGCAGGAACUCGCAAGACAUUUUCGUCUUGCGAAGCAAGCACAUAGGAAAUUCGUUUUGCGAAGCACCUCCAAAACGGAAAACCCUUUCGUCUAGCGGGUUUUCCGUCUUGCGAGGCAUUCGUCUUGCGGGGCACCACUGUACAGUAUUUGGAAAAAUGAAUCCUUGUGCACAACCCUUGGUCUGGUUGGAUGAUGAUGGUGAUUUUAUUAAUCUUUAGAAAGUAUAUUAAAUGUGGUUUGGGCUCAUAGUGCUGAGCAACCUUCCCCUCCUCUCAAAUAAAUUACUGGUAAUCAAAAAGCAUUACAUUUACCAACUUCCACAUUGCUUAACAGAGGCCAGUUCUCAUGUGAUGGAAACAUUGUGGUGGAUGACCUGCUCACAAGUGGGUACAAAGCAGGACAGUGCACGUCCAAACCCAAAGGUAAGUCCAGAGAUCAUUGCUGGAGUUUAUUUUGUUUUGUUACCAGUUUUGUUUUGUUACCAGUUAUUUUGUUUUGUUACCCCUGCUUUGCUUUAUUUUAACACAUGCACAAUAGCUCUAGUACUGUACAGUGGUACCUCGGGUACUUAAUUUGUUCUGGAGGUCCGUUCUUAACCUGAAACUGUUCUUAACCUGAAGCACCACUUUAGCUAAUGGGGCCUCCCACUGCCGCUGUGCUGCCGGAGCACGAUUUCUGUUCUCAUCCUGAAGCAAAGUUCUUAACCCGAGGUACUAUUUCUGGGUUAGCGGAGUCUGUAACCUGAAGCGUAUGUAACAUGAAGUGUAUGUAACCCGAGGUACCACUGUACUGGAAACCAGACGGGUAAAUUCCAGAUUACUUUAGCCCCCGUGAUAUGGUGGUUGGGAGAGGGGUUAUAGUUGUGAUUAAUGUUGUAUUUUAUUAUGGGGGGGGCAUUUCUAAGAAGAGCCACAAAUUUACAGAAACUUGAUAAUAAAAUUUUAAAAAAUUGUCCAGUAGCACCUUAGAGACCAACUAAGUUUGUUCUGGGUAUAAGCUUUCAUAUCUGAAGAAGUGUGCAUGCACAAUACCCAGAACAAACUUAGUUGGUCUCUAAGGUGCUACUGGACAAUUUUUAAUUGUUUUUAUUUAUUUUGUCUGCGUCAGACCAACAUGGCUACCUAUCUGAAUUGAUAAUAAAAAGUAGAUUAAAAUUCCAACUUAUCCAUUAAUAGUAUCAACAUACAGAGACAUAUUUUAGUGGUCUUAUAUUUGCAUUUGAUAUUUGUUUGGAUUUUAAAUUUAUUGCGGAUUUGUUUUUAUUGUAUCAUAAUUAUAUAUAUAUAUACACACAGUGGUACCUCGGGUUAAGAACUUAAUUCGUUCCGGAGGUCCGUUCUUAACCUGAAACUGUUCUUAACCUGAAGCACCACUUUAGCUAAUGGGGCCUCCCGCUGCCGCCGCGCCGCUGGAGCACGAUUUCUGUUCUUAUCCUGAAGCAAAGUUAUUAACCUGAAGAACUAUUUCUGGGUUAGCGGAGUCUGUAACCUGAAGCGUAUGUAACCCGAGGUACCACUGUAUAUGUAUAAACUUAAUAUAAUAAAAUAAAAUAAUAUUAAAUAUUAUAAAAUAAUAUUAAAUGUUAUAAAAAAUAUUAAUAUAUAUAUGCCUGACGUACAUAGAUGCAACAUUGCUCUAAUCCAGUCCAGCUUAUUAUUAUUAUUUCCUGUAUUCUCUUUGUAGGCAAAUGUGGACAUGGUGGAAGAAACGAUCCGCUGCAAUAUUUCUCUCCCACGGGGGGGAUCAACAAGGAGACAAAUGACCCCCGCCUCUCCCCACAUCAUCAGCUGCAUCAACAAGCAGCGGAACUAGCCAUACAAGCCACAAGGGACUUCUUUGUAGGAGAUGGUAUGGUUCACAGUCAAAACCAUAGGGACACCCACAUUUAGUGGCAGAGUUCCAGCACUAGGGAGCGGAGAGCAGUCGGUGGCGUUGCUGGCGCGCAUCCUGGGGGGCAUCCUGGCACCCAGCGCGGAUGGGGGGGCAGCCGUGAUGGCACCCCACCAGGAUCGCACUGCCAGGGGCAGUGUGCUCCCCCCGCGCCCCCUCUUCCUCCGCCAGUGCCCACAUUGUUGUCUUUUCAGCACAAAGUUCAUACUUUUUUCUAUCUUCCAGGCCACUUAUGAUCUUGCUGUUAUUUUAGUCCUUGUAGCUUGGUUGGUAGAGACGCAGGUGGCACUGUGGGUUAAACCACAGAGCCUAGGACUUGCCGAUCAGAAGGUCGGCGGUUCGAAUCCCCACGACAGGGUGAGCUCCCGUUGCUCGGUCCCUGCUCCUGCCAACCUAGCAGUACGAAAGCACGUCAAAGUGCAAGUAGAUAAAUAGGUACCGCUCUGGCGGGAAGGUAAACGGCAUUUCUGUGCGCUGCUCUGGUUCGCCAGAAGUGGCUUAGUCAUGCUGGCCACAUGACCCGGAAGCUGUACGCCGGCUCCCUCGGCCAAUAAAGCAAGAUGAGCGCCGCAACCCCAGAGUCGGCCACAACUGGACCUAAUGGUCAGUGGUCCCUUUACCUUUAUUAGCUUGGUUGGUGGUUUUAGCUCCUGUGGUUUUUGGUGGUUGUUUUCUUCAGGUGUUGUGUUUUGUUUCUGUCCUUAUGUGCUGCCCUUGUUUUUAUGCUUUAGGGAUUUUAUCCGGGGUUGGAUUUUUUAAAGGUAGAUUGGCCCGUUUUGCAUGUCACCUUAAACCAUGGUUAGCAAUGAUUAAAAGGUGAACAAACAUCAUGAUGUCUGAAAUAAGGAUGUAAUUUACAUAGAGGCGAACAGGGUACAGAUCUAUCAUGAAAGUCAAACAGGAUCCAUUCCGGAAGUCGGUUCGACUUCCAAAGCACGGCUUCUGAUUGGCUGCAGGAAGCUCCUGCAGCCAAUCGGAAGCCACAGAAGCCCCAUUGAAUGUUCGGCUUCCAAAAGAACAUUCGAAAAUCAGAACACUCACUUCCAGUUUCCGAUUGUUCAGGAGCCGGAACUUUCGACUCCCAAGGCAUUCGGAAGCCGAGGCAUGACUGUAAUGUCCUGGCAACUGCUACUACUUAGGGGUUUAAACUAAUACAUUUUUUAAAAAGGUAAAGGUAAAGGACCCCUGGCAGUUAAGUCCAGUCACAAACGACUCUGGGGUUGCGGCAUUCAUCUUGCUUUACUGGCCGAGGGAGCCGACGUUUGUCCACAGACAGUUUUUCCGGGUCAUGUGGACAGCAUGACUAAGCCGCUUCUGGCAAAAUCAGAGCAGCACACGGAAAUGCCAUUUACCUUCCCGCCAGAGUGGUACCUAUUUAUCUACUUGCACUUUGAUGUGCUUUCGAACUGCUAAGUUGGCAGGAGCAGGGGCCGAGCAACGGGAGCUCACCCUGUCGCUGGGAUUCCAGCCACCGAUCUUCCGAUCAGCAAGCCCUAGGCUCUGUGGCUUAGACCACAAUGCCACCCGCAUCCCUAUACAUUUUUACUUACCUUUAACAUAUUGUUAUAACUGUUCUUUUAUAGUACAGAGGAACAAGGGACAGAAGGAAUCAUGAGGGAAGUGGUGACUGGCCUCACGGUUUUUCCCACAUCGUAGUUUUGUUUUGCUUUUUACAUAGUUCACACACAAACAUUGUGAUUCGCGAUAUAUCGCCACGUUGAAUAUUAUGAAACCGUUAGCAUGAUGUGGACUUCAAACUGAUUUUUGACAAUGCAUCCAUACCUUGCCCUGCCCUACUGUGUUUGUGUGUGCACGCUAUACAAAAAAUAGCCAAUGUCUCUACAUAGCUCCAUCCUUAUUUCAAAUAUUUUGCAGGUGAUAUAUCACGAUGUUGAAAACCAGCUCUAAACAUAACCUGUUUUCACUCUGCAUUUCACUAGGGUACGGCCUCCUGGACAAGGUGGGCAGCGAUACCUUUAAGAAGUUUUUCAGCCUGGAAGGCUAUUCACUCACCUUUGUAAUAGACACAACUGGCAGCAUGUCAGAUGACAUAAAACAGGCCCAGACCACCUGCAUUGAGCUCAUCCGAAAGUAUUCCAGCUCCCCAGACGCACCCUUUAACUACAUUCUCGUUCCGUUCAAUGAUCCAGGUGAGGAUUUCUCCCACAUGAGUCCACUUGGUCUGGAAUUGCCAUCCUUUUUGCUCACUCUUCACAGUGACCCCAAACAGUGUGUGAUGGCCCACAGGAACUGUGGCCCUCCAAGUUUUAUCAGAGACCAUAACUCCCAUCUUCCCUCACCAUUGGCCCUUAGUGCCUGGGGUGCUGAUGGGAGUUGGAGUGCAACGAGAAGGGGAAGGUCGUAGGUGGUGGUGGCGGCGGCUGCAUUUAUAUCCCAAACGUCGUCUUGAAGGAGCCCAGGGAAUGAUAAAUUUGAAUAAUUGAUAUGCUGCCCUUCUAUAAAUAAAUAAAAAAUUCAGGACAGCUUGCGAACGGAACAAUUAGAAGUGUUAUAAAAGCAACCAUGACAUCGAAAGACAGCAAUCAAAAGUGGUACAAAGCAGUACAGAUCAAAUGUGAAGCUACCCUGUAAUCAAAAGUUUUCUGUGUUGCCCUCCUGUUUCUCAGAAUUGUUUUGUGGCACUGUUUUUAAUAAUAAUAAUAAUAAUAAUAGCUCCAACCCCAGGCUGUCCAGUGCAGACUUCCUGAAUGCAUUGAGGCUUUUCAGGACAACUGAAGUAGAAGCUUCUUCCUUGCAGCUUUGGCUUCUAUCAUUGCUCAUAGAUAGAAGGGCGCGCAGCACGACUGGUAUGCCCCUGAAUUGCACCAUAAUUGUGACAGGUAUUUUUAAUAUAUACAAUCAUACCUCGGGUUACAGCCGCUUCAGGUUGCGUUUUUUCGGGUUGUGGACUGCCGAAACCCGGAAGUACUGGAAUGGGUUACUUCCGGGACUUCCGGGGUGGCGCCAUCGGCAAUGGCGGACUCCCUCUGAACUGGAGGGACCAGCUCCACGCGAAACGGGUCUUUUCCGCUACAGCGAAGCGGGGACCCCUUCAAAAAUCACAGGCGGAUGAAGCCUGUGACCAUGGGACUCGGCGGGCACCCUUAGCGCCCCCCCAACCCGCAAAGGAACCCACUAACGGGCUCCGAAGCGAAGAGGGGACGUGGCGCGGUGCUGAGAGUAAACUGCUUUUGCCGUGGAGCGAAGCCGCAUAGCCGUUGUCGGAGUGCGCUGCCUUGUUCCUGGGACAAUUUGGCUUCUAAAAUAAUCACCCGUGAGUACUUAAAUUUUGGACAAUUGGACUUUAAAUAAGGACUUGCGAGCAGAAAGGAAUUGGACUUAAAAAUUUACUUCAAUUUGGCACUGAAACGGGAAGGUCUAAACAGGAAGUCAGCCUUCCAUUUCUUUGUAGACAGAUUAAAGCAAAGACAAGGUAAACUAGAGCUUAGAAAAUCACUUCUAAAAGAUUAACUUUCAUCAUUUAAAAUUGUGGAACCCCCCUUCGGAAGCAGGAGAAGAAGGGGGGUCUUUUUUGGACUGUUUAAACCUGCAGAAGUGAGUUUAAAGUAAAGUAACUUUCCACCGUCUUGAUCCUGGAGCGGGGUGUCAGGACUGACGUCUUUUUGAAGCUCAUUGACCAGAGACAAACGUUUUUGACAGUUAGCUAAAAGAAGAGAAACAUAGUGAUUCCACUGUUCCCUUUCGCACUUUAAAGGAACAAAUAUUGACAAGAUAUCUGAAAAAGGAAACUUUGUUGCUAGAUUUGUCUUUAAAAGAAAGAACUAAUAGAAGUUUCCCCCCUAGAGGGAGACUGUGAAACUGUAACCAAUUCCAGGAGCUUGCAGCUGUUACAGAUUACAAUCGUGGGAAUAGACUUUGACCUUGAAGGACAAUGUAUUCAGAAGCUCUGUUGUGUGCUCUCUGUAAAACAAAUGCCCUACUGGAACAAUUAAAUGAGAAUACGGAUUUGAUGACUGAUGCGAUCAGAAUUUUUGAACAGGCAGUGGAAACUAUAUGGAGCCCACCCAGGAAUUAAACCAGGAGUGUGCCCUGACAGAACAGAUGAGAGAAGAGGAUGUUGCUGAAUCUUGGGCGCCAGAGAUGGAGGGAGCUGUGGCCCUGCAGGAACAUGAGCUUUUGGAUUUGACAAAUGAACUUGGAAAAAGCCAGAUUUGGAAAGACAAAGUUUGGUUUGGUGUGGAAAUGGGGGGUUGGAUAGACCCCCCCCUAUGCAGGGAUGUUUGGACUUUUUAAGUCUGGCAAUGGGCCGUGAGGUGUUUGGGGCUGUGGGGGCUCUUAAUUUUGGAGGGAUUCUGAAACAUGUUUUUAAAUACCACAUGGAGUUUAGUCUGGACUAUGGAAAAGGGGCGGAUUGGUUGAAAAGGGUCAAAAACAUUGCCAAGCUGGAGUUCCCAUGAGUGAAAGGAGAAUAUGAAGAAGAGCCGCGGAAGAGACAUGGAAGGGACUUAAGGGCCUCGGAUAUAAGGUUACCAGGUUAAUGCGCUAUAUUAAUGGGAUAAAAAGGACUGACAAAACCCGUGACCAGGAGGAAGGGACGCUGGAUGAAGAUUGGAUUGUUUUUAUUGCUUUUCUUUAUUACUAGGAUUGUUUUAUAAAAUUGAUGAAUGUUAGAAAAAUGUUGGAACGAAAUUACUUGGCUUUAGCAAAAAUGUUUAAAUAAUUAGGUAAGAAUAUUAUGGUUAUGAGAAGUUGGUAAAAAUAAGAUUUAAGUUUUAAGCUUUAAGGUUCUUUAUAAGAUAAGAUGAAAAAAGACUAAGGUAAUGUAAUGAAAGAAUAUUAUGAAAUAUGGAAAGGAUUUGCUGCGACAAUCAACAACUAGGAUCCAAAAAAAGAGAGGAGGAGGAGGUCAAAGAAAGAAGGUAAUGAAAGUUGAGAAUUCGAGAAUGAUGGAUUUGUUUUUGUGUGUUUGCUGUGUAUUUUUGAAUAUGUAUUGUUUGAUGUGGUUUGUUUUUUCUUUGUAUUUUUUUCUUUUUUCUUCUUUUUCUUUUUCUGCUUUUUUUUGUAAUUCUAAAAAAUUCUCAAUAAAUAUCAUUUCAAAAAAAAAAAAUACCAUGGAAAAGGUGGUAGGAAGCUGACAAAAAGAAAAAGAGAAAAUGUUUUAUGAUGCGUUGAAAUGUAUGUGUUAAUUUUUUGGAAAACUUAAUAAAAAAUCUGAUUAAAAAAAUGGAAUGGGUUACUUCCGGGUUUCGGUGGUCGUGCAUGCGCAGGAGCGCUGAAUCGCGCUUUGCGCAUGCACAGAAGCACCGAAUCGCAACCCGCGCAUGCGCAGACGCGGGUUGCGAACGUGCAUCCCGCACGGAUCACGUUUGCAACCCGAGCGUCCACUGUAUUUUGUUUCGUUAUUAAAAUGUCAUUGACCCCAUGCUCCCAUAAAGGGGGACAAUAGAAAGUGAACUGAAUAAAUAAAAUACUAGAGAGCAGGGAUAGGCAACUUGGUGCUCUCCAGUUAUUGUUAGACUACAACUCCCAUCAGUCCUAGCCAGCACAGCAAAUGGUCAGGGCUGGUGGGAAUUGUAGUCCAAUGUGGAGGGUGUAAUAUUGGUUUCCCCUGGCUUGGGGUAUGUCUGCAUCUGCAGCGUUCGGUUCAUGUCUUCACAACUCAGUCCCUCUCAUAUGUAUCCCUGCAGGUGUCGGCCCAGUCCAAGAGACUCAUGACGUGGAUGAGUUUAAGUCCUUCAUCUCUAAGCUCAGAGCUGAUGGCGGUGGUGACUGCCCAGAGUUGGCACUAAGCGGUCUGAAGUUGGCUUUGGAGCACAGCUUGCCACGGUCUGCCCUUUCUUCCCUUAUUCCUGAAACAAAUCUUCUUCUUACCCUUGUUCCUCCAGUCCUACUACCACCUUGGCUUGAGUACCCAGAAGUCUGGUGCUCUAUUAAAUCCCUUAGCCUUGGAUUUCUUUCUUUCUUUCCAAACUUAGGUUCCAAAGUGGUAAAUGUUUCUGAAUCAUUUGUACAGAAACACUGACAGCUUGAUUAAGCCACAUGGUAUAAUAAUAAUAAUAAUAAUAAUAAUAAUAAUAAUGGUAUUAUUUAUACCUCACCCACACUCUGGGCAGCUCCCAACAGAAUAUUAAAAACACAAUAAACAUUAAACAUUAAAAACUGCCCUAAACAGGGCUGCCUUCAGGUGUCUUCUAAAAGUCUGGUAGUUGUUGUUCUCUUUGACAUCUGAUGGGAGGGCGUUCCCCAGGGCGGGUGCCACUACCGAGAAGGCCCUCUGCCUGGUUCCCUGUAACUUGGCUUCUCACAGUGAGGGAACCGCCAGAAGGCCCUCAGCGCUGGACCUCAGUGUCCGGGCUGAACGAUGGGGGUGGAGACGCUCCUUCAGGUAUACUGGGCUGAGGCCGUUUAGGGCUUUAAAGGUCAGCACCAACGCUUUGAAUUGUGCUCAGAAACGUCCUGGGAGCCAGUGUAGGUCUUUCAAGACUGGUGUUAUGUGGUCUCAGUGGCCACUCCCAGUCACCAGUCUGGCUGCCACAUUCUGGAUUAGUUGUAGUUUCCGGGUCACCUUCAAAGGUAGCCCCACGUAGAGCGCAUUACAGUAGUCCAGCUUGAAGCAUCCAGCUUAGACUCCUUACUGGUAGUAUUCACAUGGUGGCAUGGGAAGAACCAAGGCUUGAUAACUGUUUCUCCCAAGGAGGAGAAUGGCCCAGGGAAGCCUGGCAGGGCAGUUUACACUAUGGUCUUAACCCCUUCAUACAUUUAUUAGACUUAAGCAUGCUGGUUGUAUGAGGCGGCUUAUCCCACAAAUUGCUCGCCUCCCUGUACAGCAUACUGUUAGCUUGUUCAACCCUCUUCCAUAAGAUCCCUUUUCAUCUUUUCCAGGUCUGAGAUCUUCAUCUUUACUGAUGCUGGAGCUAAAGAUGAAUACCUGAAAGAUAAAGUCACCGUCCUGAUUGAUUCCUCUAAGUCUGUGGUGAACUUUGCUCUCACGGGUUAUUGUUCCAGCCGGAAACGCAGAGGUAUGUAAAUCCUGGCAAGUAAUACGUGUCAGCUUCGCCUUUGAGCCGGUGCCAAUGACUGGGCUCAACCUCUUCUGCCUCGACUGGGCCAGGCGAGCUGGGAAGGCACUUCCAGAGACCUUCCACUGCGGGAGAGCAGGUCUAAGUGCAACGGACUCACAAAGCAUGUUCUCCUUCAUGGAGAGCACGUGUUGCGGUGGGGGCCAACAAGGCACUUCAAAGUUGUGGGGCGGGCUAAUUGGCCAUUGGCCACUGUUGUGAUUGGGCUUCCCUUGUUGUUGGGAAGAAGUUAAUGUUGCCAUUUUGUGAUUGACAGCCAGAAAUGUUAAAACUCCCUGCACAAGGCGUAGAGCUUCCUCUUUUCGCCCGUGCAUCGGAUUGCCCGUCUCUCCCUCCCUACAGUUCGCUUUGACCUUGCUAUGCCUGUCAUGGGGUCGUCUGCUCUUGGGGCAGGGGCCCGGUAGGAAUUUUGUCCAUGUGGCUGAUUGGCUGGUGCUAUUUGUUUUUUCCCUACUGUGUAGCAAAUCGUCACAACUUGUAAGGUUACGGUUAGACACUGGUUUAUGGUUUGGUUGGUUGAGGGGCAUGGAUUGGCUGUGCCUGCCCCUCUAAUGCUGCUGCUGCAAAGGUAUUCCGUUAAAGGAAUAUAGGGGCUCACCAUUGCUUUUGUCCGAACCCUGUCAAGGGGCUAGGGCCACGCAAAAGCCCCUGGUUGCAUUUGGGGAGGGCUGAGGGCAGGUUCCCUGCUCUAUCGCUAUCCCCAAAAUGUAUUCCCCUUUUCUGCCUUUCGCAAGCUUGCGAAAUGUCAGUCUGUCCCCACUGGGGGCAGAUAGUCGCAACCAAUGCCUAAGCAACCACUCACAUUUUUUGCAUUUUAAUUAAGUUGUGGUCAAAAUUAUGCCAAAACCCUUAAACAAAAAUUACGUGUGAUGUGUGAGUUAUUUGGGGUGGCUUGGGGACCUUGACACGGAACUUAGAGCUGUGAGCACCAAAGUCAGCAGAGCAUAGCAGAAUAUGAAUCACACGAACAACGGCUCUGAAGCGUAACUUCUUUAUUCUAUUACAGCUACUGCAAACCAAAAUAAACUAAAAACUAAAGACUAACGGAGGCUUCUAGACUGCAUGAGUGUUACAGUUUCUUAUGCAGCCAUCUUAUCUCUACACAGAUAACACUCAGACUCCCACAGAGUCAGGCUGGAGCAGAAGAAGCAAUGAGCAGUUUCCGCCCCCUGCUUUCUGAAAACAUCAUGAGGUUCUCACAAUGGGAGGGGUGAAAUAUCCACAAUAUGAACAGAAAAUGGGGGAGAAAAUGAGGUGGCCUGUGGCCCAACAGCCAUGUUAGUGAAGUGGGGACGACUCCUUUCUGAUCAGCCCACAAAAGUUAGGUAAAGGGACCCCUGACCAUUAGGUCCAGUCGUGGCCGACUCUGGGGUUGCAGCGCUUAUCUCGCUUUAUUGGCCGAGGGAGCCGGCGUACAGCUUCCAGAUCAUGUGGCCAGCAUGACUAAGCCACUUCUGGCGAACCAGAGCAGCGCAUGGAAACACCAUUUACCUUCCCGCCAGAGUGGUACCUAUUUAUCUACUUGCACUUUGACGUGCUUUCGAACUGCUAGGUUGGCAGGAGCAGGGACCGAGCAAUGGGAGCUCACCCCUUCACGGGGAUUCGAACCACCGACAUUCUGAUCAGCAAGCCCUAGGCUCUGUGGUUUAACCCAAAGUUACUGCUCUUUAAAGGGGGGGGGCUCAUCCCAGAUAGGCUGGUGAAAGGGCAGAACAGGAGGGAUGUUUUUCUCUUCCUUUGUAGCCAGCACUGAAACCAAGUGGGCAGGUGGAAGAGGAUUGGAGAGAUCUGCCUCUCCUUCAUCUUCCCACUGACAUGCCUGCAUGGAAUUCCUGGUCUGUAAUGGCUAUGGGGAAAUUUGUUCAAUACAAGACCAUCUGUGUGAUCCAGUCCCAUGCUGCCUCCGUAAUAUAUGAAGCAUGGAUAAGGCAGGGGCACGCUGAAGAUGUUGUUCUUUUUUUCUAUCGCAGGGAACCUGUGGCCCUGCAGAUCUUGCUCGACCAGCUCCCAGCAGCUUCACCCAGCAGGGACAAUUAUGGGAGCUGCAGACCAGCAACAUCUGGAGGGCCACAGUUUUCCCAGCCAUGCUAGAGCAACCAGAGUGAGCUGGAGGAACGAAAAUUUCAGCAUGUCCGCCAAGUGAGCCAGGGCUUCCUAUAUAGGAAUAUGUGGAAGCAGCCUUAUGCAGAGUCAGGUCACUGGUGAACCUGACUCAGGUGUGUCUUCACUGGCUGAGAGCAGCUUUCUAGGACUUCCAGAGGAGCCCUGCCUGGACAUCCCAGGGUCUGAAUUUCAGGCCUUUCGCAUGCAAAGCAUGCAUGUUCUGUUUUGUUUUUUGGUCCUUUGGCAAUACAGCGAAACCUUGGUUCUCAAACGGCUUAGUUGAUGAACAAAUUGGCUUCCGAACACCACAAACCUGGAAGUAAGUGUUCCGGUUUGCAAAAAAAUUUCAGAAGCCGAAAAUCCAGUGUGGUUGUCGGCUCAUGUUUCAGGGGCACCUGCGCCAAUCGGAAGCCACACCUUGGUUUUCGAAUGUUUUGGAAGUCGAAAGGAUUUCUAGAACAGAUUAUGUUCGAGAACCAAGGAACCACUGUAUUGUGCCAGAGCUGCCAAUUGUUUCUGUCUUUGUUGUUGCCUGGUUUAUCAUUAUGGUUUGUUUGUAUCUUGGACCACUUCCAUAUGCCUGCUUUUUUUUCCUUUUGCUUUUUUUUUGGUGGGAGGGAUGCCAACUAGUUCAGAAUUUGCACACUUAAGUGGAUUUGAUGCUCUGGUGCCAAAUAUUAAUAAUAAUAGACUGCUUGCAGUAAGGAAUGUGGGAGCACCCCAAGUUGUCUGGAAGUGAGCCUGAAUGUGUUUUUAAAUUUUCGUGUUUUCUGUUGCAUUGGUCGCCAUCUAGAGGAUUAUAGCAUGAAGUGACUGAUAUAUAGUGUCAUGCUCAUGCACACUGCAAUCUGAACGCUGAGAUUUAAGGAGUUCCACAGCAUACCCUGGGUUGGUUUUCUUUGAAUGAGGCUAAUUGGGAUUGUUUGUGUGGUUUGUUUGCUUCUUUACACAUAUACGCAGGCUGAGCAUAUAAUGCAAAGGUUCACUACAUUCACAUAACAACAGAUCCUGCUCUCCCAUUAGGUUUCUAGUAAAGGUAAAUGUACCCCUGACCAUUAGGUCCAGUCAUGGAAGACUCUGGGAUUGUGCACUCAUCUCACUGUAUAGGCCGAGGCAGCCAGUGUACAGUUUCUGGGUCAUGUGGCCAGCAUGACUAAGCCGCUUUUGGCGAACCAGAGCAGCGCAUGGAAAUGCCAUUUACCUUCCUGCCAGAGCAGUACCUAUUUAUCUAGCUGCACUGCGUGCUUUCGAACUGCUAGGUUGGCAGGAGCAGGGACUGAGCAACGGGAGCUCACCCCGUCACGGGGAUUCAAACUACCGACCUUCUGAUCGGCAAGCCCUAGGCUCUGUAGUUUAGACCACAGUGCCACCUGCAUCCCAUUUCUUUUGUUGUUUAGUCGUUUAGUCGUGUCUGACUCUUCAUGACCCCAUGGACCAGAGCACGCCAGGCACUCCUGUCUUCCACUGCCUCCCGCAGUUUGGUCAAACUCAUGCUGGUAGCUUUGAGAACACUCUCCAACCAUCUCGUCCUCUGUCGUCCCCUUCUCCUUGUGCCCUCCAUCUUUCCCAACAUCAUGGUCUUUUCCAGGGAGUCUUCUCUUCUCAUGAGGUGGCCCAAGUAUUGGAGUCUCAGCUUCACGAUCUGUCCUUCCAGUGAGCACUCAGGGCUGAUUUCCUUCAGAAUGGAGAGGUUUGAUCUUCUUGCAGUCCAUGGGACUCUCAAGAGUCUCCUCCAGCACCAGAAUUCAAAAGCAUCAAUUCUUCGGUGAUCAGCCUUCUUUAUGGUCCAGGGCUCACUUCCAUACAUCACUACUGGGAAAACCAUAGCUUUAACUAUAAGGCUUCGUUGGACAGCCACUUUGCUUUCUUGCAUUUAUCCCGUUUCUAGGGUGCUACAAAUGAAGUCUUACGUCUCUCUCCAGACUCAGUGCCAGGAAUCCCUGUCUGUUGCCCUCUUUUGUGCCCACAUAGACAUCUCAGUGAUAUCCCCUCUCACAGGGGAGGGCAAAGGAAAGGAAAGCCUGCCCCCUUCCAGAAGGAUUCCCAACUAUUUGCUCCGGUGACAAGAGAUCUCCUGAACCUGACCAUCUUUUCAGUUGUGCAAAAGCCCAUCCUUGCAGCCAAGGAGAAUCUGCCAGACUCAUGAGGACACAAGAGCUGUGCUGCCGGGUCAUGCAGAUUUCCCAUCUAGGGUAGCAUCCUGCUCUCACACUGACCAGAUGCCUAUGGGAAGCACACAAGCAACAGGACCUUUAUUAGCUUUUGCAAUUCCCAGCAGCUGGCAUUCAGACACAUAUUGCCUCCAACAACGGGGGAAGUACAUAGCAACCAUGACAAUCCGUCGAGGUCCAGUUGGUUUGACUUUCUUUAGCGGCCUCUUUCUACAACCGGUGUCACAAAAUUUGGGCAGGACCUUUGAGAGAUCAUUCAGAACCAGACCCAUCUUAAAAGGUAAAGGUAAAGGUACCCCUGCCCGUACGGGCCAGUCGUGUCCGACUCUGGGGUUGCGCGCCCAUCUCGCUUAAGAGGCCAGGGGCCAGUGCUGUCCGAAGACACUUCCAGGUCACGUGGCCAGCGUGACGAAGCUGCUCUGGCGAGCCUGCACCAGCGCAGCACACGGAAACACCAUUUACCUUCCCAUUAUAAAGUGGUACAUAUUUAUCUACUUGCACUUAAGGGUGCUUUCGAACUGCUAGGUGGGCAGGAGCUGGGACCGAACGACGGGAGCUCACCCCACCGCGGGGAUUCGAACCACCGACCAUACGAUCGGCAAGUCCUAGGCACUGAGGUUUUACCCACAGCGCCACCUGCGUCCCCCAGACCCAUCUUAUAUUGUGUAAUUAUUAUAAGCAACUGCUGCCAAAAGCUGUGGUUUGCCUUUCCUGCUUGUGGGAUGUGAAACACAAGAGCAGUCAAGUACAACAUUCCUAGAGUGAACAUGUUUACACAAGGGGAGGAAUGUUUGUCCAGCCAGCAGGUAAACUUCCUGUUUCCUUCUGGGCUGGGACAGACUUUCUCUGCAUGUGACUAGAGGUGGGCAUGGCCUCACCUGUGCAGGUAACGACAAAAGCACAGGGCAGGGCAGCCAUCUCUCUCUCUCUUGGCCUCCAGCCAAGAGACGACAAAGGGACUGUCUCCUUAUGAGAUAGUUUCCAGGUAUAUGUUACUUUUCUAAGAUAAGUCUGCCUUCUGGGAUCUGAUUGUGAACAGAAUGUGAGUGAAUAAACUCUUUUUAUACUUUUACAGGAGACUGUGUCAUGUCUUAUCUUUUUUGAGGGAAUAAGAGGAAAAUACCAGAACAUUUAUUAUAGAGGCUUUAGCGAGCCUGAGCAAACGCAUCCGCUGUGAGUUUAAAAAGGGGAAUGUUACUCUGGUAAAUUGUGAACUUGUUUACACAAGUUGGAAAAGCUAUAAUCAAACAAUAUAUCCUCUCCUGCAUCCCUGAACAUUCCCACACUGCUAUGAACAGAGAAAGGGAGGAGACCAGGUUUCAAGACAAAACUCCAUCCUUCCUCUCCACAGGUGCUGCCGAGGAGGCUUCCGGGAGAAGUUAUGCUAACAUCUAUGAACAACUAGCUGCAUAUUCCGGAGGCUUCUAUGUGAAGACCACCAAAGGCGAACUUGGCCAGGUCUUGGGCAUCAUGGAGCUGUCUCUGAAUGCUGCCCCUGUCAAAGUGGUCCAUAAGCACUUGGAUGGAUCUCAGCUCUCUUUCCCUGUGGAUGAGACCCUCACAGAAAUCACUGUCUCCGUCAAGAGCUUAAGCGCCUCAGGAUUCACCGUUUUUCUGCUGCAGCCUUCAGGUACGAUUUGUUGUAAUGCAGAGGAUGAAGCAGAAAGCUUUCCUGCAGGUGUAUAACUGGGGGCAGGGGCUAGAAUUCUGAUUCCUGUGUAAGUCACAGGACAUCCUCUACAUCAGGGAUGGGGAACCUUUUGCAGCCGGAGGGUUGCCCUUCUAAACCACUGUCAUGAGCAAGCCAGCAGUAAAUCACACCAGGCAAGUUAGAGUUAACUCUUUAUUAGCAAAAACAGGAGUGUCAGGCCUAAUGAGCAUAGCAACUCACCUCCGGUAGGUCUUGCCCCCCAAGAAGCAAUCAGAGACUGCGCCUGCAAGUCACCAAUCUCUCCUCCGCUCUUUUCAUGCCUCUCCUGGGUCUGGGAGACCAGUGGGGAGGGGAGUUUGUUGCAGCAGGAUGAGGAGACACCUGUGCCUCUUCCCCAGCCAGACUCAUCUCUGCCUCUCUGCCUUCCUCCCCUCCUGCUUUAGUUUCUGCCUCUGAUUCUGGACUUCUCUCUGCCACAGACUCUCCCAGCUCACUAAUCUCUGUUACCUCCUCAGCUUCCGACACCGCCUCUUCCCAAUCUUCUCCCUCUGAACCACUCAUCAUGGUCCCACCACCUCUCCCCGGGCUCUGAGCCUUCUUCCCUUGGGGGUUCCCUGACUGGUUCUUCCCAACAUUCCUCUGUGUCCAACUAGUCCGUGACAGCAACAUAGCUGUCAACCGUCCCUUAUUUGGCGAGAAAGUCCCUUAUCCCAGCGCCGUGUCCCACUGCUGUCCCUUAUUGAUGAUGUCCCUUAAAUUUCCCGGGUUUCAUAGGAAGCAGCUCCUCUCCCUCCCUCCCUGCCGACCAGGGAGGGAGGCUCCAACUGUAUUGCUUGGCUGCGUUGCUCACCCAAUAAGGAGUCUAAGAACGACUGGGGGGUGGAGCUUGCAUGUCUUGUGCUGAUCAAGUCAGCCACGUUGCCUGGGGACUCGCCUUUGCUCAGCGCUUCCCAGCGGAGAGGUGACGGUGGUUUUCCUUGCUGCAUCCCCUUUGCCGGGUUGCUGCGCUGUGGGAACCACCGCUUGAGGCUUCAUUUGGCUGCUGGCUGGGCUUUCUGCCUUUGGCUCGGAGGCGCUCAGAAGUUGAACAUACCUGUGCUUGGAAAAUCCCUUAUUUUGGCUGCUGCUCCCUUAUUUUCGAGGCUGCUGGUCCCUUAUUUUCAAAACUGUAAGUUGACAGCUAUGGACAGCAACCUUCAAAGGCCUACAUAACAAUAGUGUGUGGAGCAAUGAGUGGAAAUGUUACCUUCAUACAGCAGCCUAGUCAAUCAUACAUGCCUCCCUAUCUUCCAACCAGACCAGCAAGCGACAUCUUCACAGUUCAAGGACAUAUUCCAGCCAGGCCCAAACACUCAAGGCAGGUGCAAAGCAGGGGCAGUGAGGGGUGUUGUCUGAAGAGAAGGGGGUGGCUGGGGAGAGUUCUGAGGGCCAGGCAUCUCUCCAUCUCCUGCAACCUUGUCUGUCUUUGUGUCAUCCUGGGGCAGGUGUCUCGCCAUCCACUCACACAGUGAUCAACACAGCCAGCCACAAGAUUGUGAAGGUGUCCCCCAUCCCUGAGCGGGGCAUGUGGACCGUGACUGUCUCUCCCAUCGGCUCCUACGAGGUGGAAAUCGGAGGCAAGAGCUUGCUUGACUUUUCCUACCAGAUUAUGCAGAAGCAGAAAGAGUACGUGCUUCCGGUCCAGGGAAAACCUGUGGAAGGUAAGUUUUCCGGGAUGUGAAGCACCCACACUGAGGGCAGAAUUAUCUGGCAUUGCUGUUGUUUUUUAAAGACUUAAAAAAGCACCUAUCCUUUCCCAAGAGUUGUACAGAGAAUUACUGAAUGUAUUUUCUCUCAAAAUACAGUGGUACCUCGGGUUAAAUACUUAAUUCGUUCCAGAGGUCCGUUCUUAACCUGAAACUGUUCUUAACCUGAAGCACCACUUUAGCUAAUCGGGUUUCUCGCUGCCACCGCGCCGCCAGAACACAAUUUCUGUUCUCAUCCCUAAGCAAAGUUCUUAACCCGAGGUAAUAUUUCUGGGUUAGCGGAGUCUGUAACCUGAAGUGUAUGUAACCUGAAGUGUAUGUAACCUGAGGUACCACUGUAUACAUUUUGAUAAUGCAUUGCAGCCAAUCAAGAAUCCUGCAAACUAGCUUCUGAUCUGCACUUUAGUGUUGGAAAAAUGCCCUGGGGGUACCUGCAAGCCCCCAGAACUCUGAGCGUCCUCCGAUGUGCGCAACACUGGAAAAGGUAUCUCCCUUCUUCUCCAGGGCACUCCAGCGACAUAAAUCAAAUGAUGUAUGCACACUAUACUUCUAGCGUUACACAGCAAGAAGUGUGAGACAGCGUAGAUCUAAUCUACUAUUUAUUUACACACUAUAUACAGACAAAGGAGUAAUGGCGUCCGUUCUCUCCAGCUCCGAGAGAACAAAACAGACAGAAAUAAACGCAAAAGUACAGUGAAACAGUACCCGCAGCGGAAGAGAUAAGAUGUUCUUCCUUUCCCAGGCUUGUCCCAGACAGGCAGACAGAGAUUUACAACAAUCUCCUAGACAGAGAUUUACAACCAUCUCAUCUGCAGCACCGGCUGCAUGAAAUACUAACAUUUAGUCCAAAAGAUGCAGAGGAUCAUCAUUUGCUAGAUACCGCAGGAGGGAGGAGCGGCUGUCGUGCUCAGGUUCUGCUUGCAAGCUUCCCGUGGGCCUCUGGUUAGCCACUGUGAGAACAGUACAGUGGACCAGGUGGGCCCUUGCCUGAUCCAGGAAGGCUGUUCCUGUGUGCUUCACAUUGGACUUCACAAAGGUCAAAUUCCUUAAUCAUCCCUGGUUUGGCACAAGGGCCUUUCCAUUCACCUACAGCCAGAGGUCCUUCCAACUGAAGAUAAUAAUAAUAAUAAUAAUAAUAAUAAUAUUUUUUUAUUUAUACCCUGCCCAGCCAAGACCGGGCUCAGAGCGGCUAACAACCAAUAAUAAAAACAAGUUGAUUAAAGUACAAUUUAAAAGAUUAAGAUACAACAUUAAAACAUUAGGGUGCAAUCUCUUCAUAGGAGGAGAAAGGAAAAAGAAAGAGAGGGAGGGAAUCAAACUGAUUCCAAGCCAAAGGCCAGGUGGAACAACUCUGUCUUACAGGCCCUGCGGAAAGAGAUCAGAUCCCGCAGUGCCCUGGUCUCAGGAGACAGAGUGUUCCGCCAGGCCGGAGCCAGUGUUGAGAAGGCCCUGGCUCUGGUUGAGGUCAAUCUAACUUCCUUAGGGCCCGGGACCUCUAGGGUGUUGCUAUAUAUGGACCUUAAGGUCCUCCGUGGGGCAUACCAGGAGAGGCGGUCCCGUAGGUACGAGGGUCCUAGGCCGUGAAGGGCUUUAAAGGUCAAAACCAGCACCUUAAAUCUGACCCUGUACUCCACCAGGAGCCAAUGUAGCUGGAAAAGCAAUGAUGCCAGGAAUGAAUCCUUCUGUAUUCGAGGCAGAACAUCUACCACUGAGCUGUGGCCUUUUCUACUCUCAUUCAGUUGACAAAAGCUUCUGAGCCUGAUCACCUGCUAUCUUGGUCUUACUCGCCACAGGUGACCAGCCAAGUGGGUAGUCUAAAAUCUCCACUGUUGUUGCACAUGAAACUACAACAGAAAUGAAGUACAAACCAACCACACAUUAUAUCCAGUAAAGAAAAUUCUGCUUUCCAGACUGUGAAAAAUACAGUGGUACCUCAGGUUACAGACACUCCAGGUUACAGACUCUGCUAACCCAGAAAUAGUACCUCGGGUUAAGAACUUUGCUUCAGGAUGAGAACAGAAAUCGUGAUGCGGCAGCAGGAGGCUCCAUUAGCUAAAGUGGUACCUCAGGUUAAGAACAGUUUCAGGUUAAGAACAGACCCCCAGAAUGAAUUAAAUUCUUAACCCGAGGUACCACUGUACCCCAAUUAGCUCAGGAUGCAACUAUAAGUCCCAAGAGGGGAAACCCAGCCAGUGUGGUGUAGUGGUUAAGAGCGGUAGUCUUGUAAUCUGGUGAACCGGGUUCGCGUCUCCACUCCUCCACAUGCAGCUGCUGGGUGACCUUGGGCCAGUCACACUUCUCUGAAGUCUCUCAGCCCCACUCACCUCACAGAGUGUUUGUUGUGGGGGAGGAAGGGAAAGGAGAAUGUUAGCCGCUUUGAGACUCCUUCGGGUAGUGAUAAAGCGGGAUAUCAAAUCCAAACUCAGUGGGGACAUUGCAUUGAUAGCGGAGGAAGAAAGACCAGAGGAUCUCCAGUGAAACUAAACUGACUUUCUGCAUUUUUGUUGCAGGCUCAAAUUACACUGUGUCCCUGAGGCUGAUGGAAGAUACUAAAGGUGCUAGGAUCCAGCGCCUGGUCCCUAUCUCUGGAUCAGGGAAGCCCAUGGAUUCCAUCUCUUUGAAACAAGCCUUUGAUGCCCUUGAAAGCCCCUGGGCGAUUGCCCCCGUUUCCUUAGAUAACCCAGUAAGUUCUCUCUCCCAUGUUUUUAGCUAAAGCAGGGAUCUCCAGCCCAGGGUCUGAUCACAGCCCUCCAGGCCUGAAGUUCUUUGCCUAGGCAACACUGCUACAGACACUGACAGGAGCGCUGACUUGGCCUCCAGCUUAUGGGCGCCCAAUGGUGCCCAUGACGUAACGUGACAUCAUGAUGUCCUGAUGACGUUGGCAGCGUUGCGAUGCUUCCAGGGCCUCAUUUCCAAGACCUCUCACACGACUUCCAGUUUCUACCACGUUCGGAGGGUCUUGGAUGUCGCUUCUGAGACGUUGCCAGGUCUCGGAGGCCAUGUCCCAGGCCUUGCAAGACCUCCAACGUUGACUUCCGGUUUCUACCAGAAGUUGUGUUCUGAGGCUCUGCAGGGCCUCAGACAUCGUCUGGGAGGUUGUGUUGGGGUCUGACGCAACUUCCAGUAGAAACUAGAAGUCGUGUUGGAGUCCCGCAUUGUGGGCACCCACCCAAAAAAAGUUGUGGGUCCCCUGGCACCCAGGGCUCCCUAGAGCUGGCGCCUACGGACACUGAAAUUUGACAGUUGGAAGGUUCAGUUCUCGGCAACCCUGAAAUCAUUCGCUGUGAGGAUAUGUGACUGUCUUGAGAUGUUUUUAGAUGUCUUUGAGACAAGGUGGUGUAGUGGUUAAAGCGUUGGACUAGGACCUGGGAGACUAGGGUUCAUGAUCCCUGCUCAGCUGUGAAACUCACGGGGUGACCUGUAACAUUCUCUCUCAACCUAAUUGACCUCACAGGGUUGUUUUGAGGGUAAAAUAGUAUAGGUGAUUGAUUUGCUUUUUCUUAUUUAUUUUCUGUCAUUUCCUGCUCUGGACUUCUUUGGAAGUAAGGGCAGGAUAGAAAUGUAAGAGACGGAUAAAUACAUGAACUAGCCUGCUACCCUCAGGUGCAGUGCAGGACACUGUUCUGUGGCGCGUGUUGAAGUAAGUCUUAUCUGCCAAUCUGUUGGGCUUUUCUAUAUGGAGGGAGUCACCAUUUUGCCCUUUGCCUCAAGAAGCAAAAUGUAUUGGGCCACCCCUUCCUGGAGCCCAAUCCGUUCCGUUACUGAGAGGGAGUGGGGGCCAAGGAGAAGCAGUUGCUCCUCCUCCUUGCUCCUGACACUUGCUCACUUCAGAUGUUCCCAGGCCACAGCAGGUUCAGACUAUGGCAACAUGACAACAGGCCUUUUCUGUGGUGGCUCCCUGACUGUUGAAUGCUCUCGCGAGAGAGCCUUGCCUGGCACCUUCAUUCCUUGUCUUCAGGCACCAGGCAAAAACAUUCCUCUUUACCCAGGCCUUCAGCCAUUAAACAAUCUAUGGCUUGUUAAAGCUGAGGGGGUGGUUGUUAUUAUAAAUAUUUUAUAAUUAUGCUGUCUGUUAUUAUGUUUUAUUAUUGAUGCUCCAUAAAAUGGGUUCUUUUUAAAAUAUUUUGCUUAUGAAUUUCAGGUUUAUACAUUUCAUUAAUUUUACAACCAUUUUAACAUUUCAGAACUUGACUUCCUUCCCCCUCUUUCUGUGGUUCCUUAAAUUUAUUUUUUAAUAUUUUCUGUAUAUCCAACUUAAUUUGUUCAUUUAUUCAUCUCCUCAAAAUGCAUACUCUUAUAAAACCACAGGUUAUUAUUUUGCCAAUGUUCUUAACUGUUUACAAUUUGUUUGCAAAUAUUCAAUAAACCAUUUCCGUUCUAUAAAAAUGGGUUCUCUAAUGUUGCCCACCACCCUGGGAUCUUUUGAUAAAGGGCAGUAUAUAAAUUGAAUUCAUCAUCAUCAUCAUCAGAGAAAAGCAGGAAUGGGAGAACCCUCCAGAUGCUACCGGACUACAACUCCCAUCAGCCCCAGCCAACAUGGCUCCAAAGUCAAGGGUGAGGCGAGAUGUAGUCCAAGAACUUCUGGAAGGCCACAGAUUCCACAGCUGUGCUGUAAAAGAUCAAUAGCAAUUGUUCUUUCUCCAUUAUCUUUUAGACUACCCUGCUGACUGUGGAAGGCCUGUCUCCAGGGAACCUUCCCUUUUCACGAGUCACCAGCUAUCCCAUCAGCACAGAGUCCGUGCAGAUUGUGCCCCUGCCAAACCAAGAGAGUGAGUGUGGUUCUCUCCCCCUUUCCCAUUGCGAUGGAACAAGCCAGCAGCAGAUAGAAUGUGGUAACGCUGGAGAAGCAUCACAGGACCUAUAAUAAAGCAGAAUAGAUCCAAAGCAAUCUGCAACAUGCACACACCCCAGGUGCUUCCUCGCAGCAGCUACUACCAGUGGUGGUGUUUCCUUGCCGCAACCAACACCCAAAUGCUGAUAGCUGUCUACAUUACUAUUGCAGGUAUUAAUAUUGCACAGCUUUGAAGCAGUAGGAGGCAUAAAAACUGACUCCUCUUUGAAUAAAAAUGGUCCAGGCCCAUAAAUAAGAUUCAGAAGCUUUAAUAGACAGAACUUGCUUCAAAACAAACAAAAUAACAAAUAACGAUACAUUCAGAUUAGUUGUAUAAUAUCACGUGCACGUCCAGCAUAGGUUCCACCUUCUUAAAAAAAUGAAAUAAUUCCAAACAGACCUAAAACCAGAAGUCUGUCUCUCACCACACAGACUCCAUUAGCCUGGAGCUGUUUUCUCUUCGGCAGACCACAUCUUUUGUUCUCUGUGGCUUCCAGAGAAAAACUCAAUGGCCAACUCCCCAAAGUGGCGAUUUGCAACUGAAUACCUCUCUCACAUGACCUAAAAUUAACAGGGAACAUCAACAGUUAAUUAUUAACCCAUCUAGGCUCUCAGAGAGCUCUUCUUAGCUUCAAUAUUGCCCAAUGGAAUUUUCCAGUUAAACCUUCAGCUAUAUACAUACAGGCAUUUUCCAUUUCAAUGUCAAUUACACCACUAUACUUAACAAUUACGAGCAUGUCUUCCUAUUUCUCCAGAUGCAAUGUUGCCUGGUGAGAGCCUGGAGGUCUCUGUCAUGGUGGUGAACAGUGGGCAAGCGGCUUCAUUCUCUUUUGAAGUCUGGGAUGACCAGGGUCUCCUGAGCAGCUUUACACCACCCAAAAAAUUCCUAAACCCAGGAGAGAGCACCCUACUCAACGCAACCUUCACAGCAGCUUUAGGGAGUGACAGCUUUACCUCCAGGUAGGAUGGCAUUGCCCAAAUGGUAGGAAUGAAAGAGAUGAUAGGAGUGGACGUCUGGAGUGAGGAGAGAGAGGAGGUGUCAGGUUCUGAGGGUUCUCUGGGUAGGUAGUAGCCCACGGAAGACUUGGAGCUACUGCACUUGGUACCGAUUAUAAGCUGCCUUAUACAGUGGUGCCCCGCAAGACGAAUGCCUCGCAAGACGAAAAACUCACUAGACGAAAGAGUUUUCCGUUUUUUGAGUCGUUCCGCAAGACGAAUUUCCCUAUGGGCUUGCUUCGCAAGAUGAAACGUCUUGCGAGUUUGUUUCCUUUUUCUUAAAGCCGCUAAGCCGUUAAUAGCCGCUAAGCCAUUAAUAGCCGCUAAGCCGCUAAGCCGUUAAUAGCCGCUAAUAGCCGCUAAGCCGCUAAUAGCCGUGCUUCGCAAGACGAAAAAACCGCAAGACGAAGAGACUUGCAGAACGGAUUAAUUUCGUCUUGCGAGGCACCACUGUACUAGGGUUGCCAUAUUAUCAAAGUGAAAAUCCGGACACAAAAGUCGUUGAGCUUGCUUUGAGGGGGAAGUUGUUGCCAUUUUUAUGAAUAUGUCUUGCUCCAGGAGGUUACUGCUGUUGAAAGGGAGGAGGGAAAUCUCUAUUUUAGCAGUGGCUGCAGUGGACCCCCCCCCCUUUUAUUGAUAGUCUGUCCCAGUGCUGUUCUCUGAACCUCUGAAAACCACAGGUACAACGAUCAGUGCAGGGCUGCACAUCGUUUUGAACCUCUGAAAACCAGCAGCAUGGGGCUGUUUGCAAAAGGGCUUUCAAACAGCCCUGCACUGCACUUUGAAGUCCCAACAAUCGGUGCUUCAAAGCACAGCAUCACCUGAACAGCACAAUUACAUCAAGUGACAGGUGGGAGACCCCAACCCCACCCACCUGUCCAAUUUGGCCCACCAGGGUGGGGAGAGAAGGAGAGAAGGCCCACCCGCCAGAAAAGGUUUGCCAACCCUUAUCUAGAUGAAUAUUGUCUACACCAGGGGUUCCCAAACUGGCCUGUGGAUCACAAGUGGCUUCAUUCAGCUGUUCCAUGGAACAUCCACAUUAAAUAUACAUAUUGAUUUCUAAUUGUGUUCUUAAUGCUCCUUUUCCUUCUAACAUUGCAUUUUAUUGUAUUACAAUAUAAAAAAUAAAAGAAGCAAUAGAGAUACAAUGAAAAAGCACAUCCCAUUUCAAUUGCUACAGGAGGCAGAAAAAUCAUUAAGUAGUCCACCAACACCAUCACAAUUUUAAAGCGGUAAAUGUACAGAAAUGUUCUGGGAGCCACUAGUCUACAGUAAAGCUCUUGAAGGUUUCAGACAGGGGACAUUCACAGCCCUAAGAAGGGGGAGCAGAGGAAGAUGGUACCAAGACUCCAGUGUUUUCUGAGCGAAGAAUUAGGAACUGGUGGAUCCAGAUGACAUACUAGUAGGAUACGAUGAUGCAGCACAGCUAAGCUGGAUUGCUGAGGGCAACAAAGUAUAGAUGCUAGACUGUCCCUUCUCAUCUAUAACGCUGCCCCCCCCCCCCCCCGGAUAUACACAGUUCAUAAUCACUGGAUGUUCUUUCAGCACUGCAACGUUCACAGCUCAAAGCUCGGCAGCUCAAAACUACUUGAAACUGCCCAUCAUGGUCGUUCCUGAAACUGCCCUGGUGAGUUUUCACUCCACGUUGAUUUUUCAUGGCCACUGCUAAUAUCCAUAUACCGAAUGCCAACUGAAGGAACACUCCAUUAAUCACUGUGUCAUCAGUGUGGUGUAGUGGUUAAAAGCGGUAGACUCGUAAUCUGGUGAACCGGGUUCAUGUCCCCGCUUCUCCACGUGCAGCUGUGGGGUGACCUUGGGCCAGUCACACUUCUCUGAAGUCUCUCAGUGUCACUCACCUCACAGAGUGUUUGUUGGUGGGGGGGAGGAGAUUGUUAGCCGCUUUGAGACUCCUUAGGGUAGUGAUAAAACGGGAUAUUAAAUCCAAACUCUUCCUCUUCUUAACGUUAUCUGUUCAUUCUCUACCAGGCCCCUGAACUCUAUCACACAAUUCUUGGGUCAGAAAAGUAUUUAAUGUAUAUUUGGCAAUGAGGUAUGUUUAGAAAUGAAUGCAUUGAGAUAAAACAUAGAUGAAGACCUAUGUAUUUCAGGACAAAUUUCCAUUGUUGUUUGGAAAACCCUUCAUGUGGAAAUUGGGCUUGGCAGAUUGAUGAAUGAACAGCAUGUGAAACUGACGAAAACGGACUGAGUCUCUAGCUCAGGGUUGCCAACGUAGUGCCCUUCUGAUUUUGUGGGCUACAAUUCCCAUCACCCACAGCCAGCAUGGCCAAUAGUGAGGAGUUAUGGGAGCUGAAGUCCAAAAUAUCUGGAGAGUACCAUGCUGGAUAAAAUUAAGCAUGUGCCCUAGUUGAUGGUGGCAUUUACUGGUGGAUAAAGGUAAAGGUAAAGGGACCCCUGACCAUUAGGUCCAGUCGUGACCGACUCUGGGGUUGUGGCACUCAUCUCGCUUUAUUGGCCGAGGGAGCCGGCGUACAGCUUCCGGGUCAUGUUGCCAGCAUGACUAAGCCACUUCUGGCGAACCAGAGCAGCGCACAGAAACGCCGUUUACCUUCCCGCCGGAGCGGUACCUAUUUAUCUACUUGCAGUUUGACGUGCUUUCCAACUGCUAGGUUGGCAGGAGCAGGGACCGAGCAACGGGAGCUCACCCCGUCGCGGGGAUUCGAACCGCUGACCUUCUGAUUGGCAAGCCCUAGGCUCUGUGGUUUAACCAACAGCGCCACCCGCGUCCCUUACUGGUGGAUACUCUUUGGUAUUUACCAACCAACAUGUUCUCUACCCAAACAGGAAACAGACCAGAUCUCACCAUCCCACGUCCUCCUAGACUUUAACAUGCCUUGUGCAGGCGGCAUUCAGCACAGACCUACCUGCUCUCAGCGCCUUUGGUACAUGAGCUUUGCUGCUAAGGAUGCUCAAAGUGCUGUCACUGUCCGUGCCACACCAGAGGGAUCUCAACUAUCUUGCAACCCACAGGGGGCUGGUGGCAGCAAGGAGGUCAUUUGUCACUAUCGGUAUGUAUGUCCACGGGCCUCCUCCUGAUGACCUGUUAAUGCAGCAUUUGUCCUGAUUCACUUUUAUGUUAGCUUAUUGAGCCUUUACAUAUUUGCAUCGAAGGAGGAGGCCCCAUUCCUGUUCUCUGAGGAUAAAGGUAAAGGGUAAAGGGACCCCUGACCAUUAGGUCCAGUCGUGACCGACUCUGGGGUUGCGGCGCUCAUCUCGCUUUACUGGCCGAGGGAACCAGCGUACAGCUUCCGGGUCGUGUGGCCAGCAUGACUAAGCCGCUUCUGGCGAACCAGAGCAGUGCACGGAAAUGUGGUUUACUUUCCCGCCGGAGCGGUACCUAUUUAUCUACUUGCACUUUGACGUGCUUUCGAACUGCUAGGUUGGCAGAAGCAGGGACCGAGCAAUGGGAGCUCACCCCUUCACGGGGAUUCGAACCGCUGACCUUCUGAUCAGCAAGUCCUAGGCUCUGUGGUUUAACCCACAGCGAUACCUUCAGUUUAUUUCUUACACAGAUAACCCCCAAAUGAAGGGGAAGGGGGGACCAAACAAGCCGCUUGCAGAAUGUUUUAUGUGAAAAAUCUCUUCUGCUUAUGUAGUGUCAGAGAGCACACACCUAAAGCAGGGUCCUAGAGACCAGGGAGUGAUUCUCUGGUCCUCCUACUAACAGGGCUGAUGGUGAGGAACAGGGACAGAAGACAACUGGAUUUGAGGUCCCGGCAUUCCAGACCAUAAUCAGGUGGUCUCCUUAACCAAUUAUGCACCAGUGUCUUAAAAGACAGGGCCUUUUAAGUGUUGACUCCCUGCUAAUGGAAUGCCCUCCCCUGAAGAGGUCACCUGGCUCCAGCAGUGCCAGCCUUUAGGUUGCAGGUACAAACAGGCUUUUGGAUCUCAAUUUAAGCACGAUGUGGUUUGAAACUGGCCUCAGUUGGUGUUUGCUUUUUAGUGGAGAGAGACUCAAGGCUCACCCACUCUUAACGCUCGCCCCAUGAUUUCUAGGCAUGAGUCUGAGAGGUUGUUCUCUCGUCCCCCCACUUUCCCCCAGGAAAACCUGCUGUUUACUGCUGAAUCGGAACAAACGUCAGUCGGGUUUUCUGCGGAGAAACAGAAGAGUGGAUGAGCCUUCAUUCCAUUCAUUCUUUUUUCACUUUUAUUAUUCUUAGAGUUUAUUCUGUGUUGCGGAAUUUAAGCAUUUGGGGAACUUGUUCUGCAUUUUACCAUUUUCUAACUUGCUUUGGGAUAUUUUGUAAAAAGCAAUGAAUGGAUAAUAAUAAUAAUAAUGGACUUUACCCCUGAAAACACACUCUUCUGUUGUCUACCAAGACAGAUGGGUGCAAACAACAAACCAGCGGCCUCAGUUUGUUCUCAUGGGAAGCUAAAAGAGGUUCAACCCAUGACAAGAACAACUACUGGCCAUGAUUCUCAUCAUAUGUGAACACAACAAAAUACGCACUGAAGACAAUCUACAUACAGUUUUUAUCUUAGGUUGUCAGAUGUCAAGGAAGUGCAACAGAGCUGUCCAACAGCGCCCUCUUGAGCUUAAUUUGGGAAAGCUGAACAGCAAUGAUACCUACAGAGGUACCUCUGGUUACGAACUUAAUUCCUUCCGGAGGUCCGUUCUUAACCUGAAACCAUUCUUAACCUAAGGUACCACUUUAGCUAAUGGGGCCUCCUGCUGCCGCCGCACCGCCAGCGCGCAAUUUCUGUUCUCAUCUUGAGGUAAAAUUCUUAACCCGAGGUACUGCUUCCGGGUCAGCGGAGUCUGUAACCCGAAGUGUUUGUAACUCGAGGUACCACUGUAUUGAGAAUUGUCAUAUUAUCCCCAAAGCUCGUUCGUUAGGAGAGGGGUGAGAUUUUCCUCCUCCAGUUGUUUCCAGGGCUCCAACCUCUUAUUUUCCCCCAUGCUAGUUAACAGAGAGAGAGCCAGUGUGGUGUAGUGGUUAAGAGUGGUAGACUCAUAAUCUGGUGAACCGGGUUCGAUUCCCCACUCCUCCACAUGCAGCUGCUGGGUGACUUUGGGCCACUCACACUUCUCUGAAGUCUCUCAGCCCCACUCACCUCACAGAGUGUUUGUUGUGGGGGAGGAAGGGAAAGGAGAAUGUGAGCCGCUUUGAGACUCCUUCGGGUAGUGAUAAAACAGGAUAUCAAAUCCAAACUCCUCUUCUUCUAUCAAUUCACUUCCAUGCAGGAGAAGAGACUAUACACACACACCAGAAACAGUUGCAGAGUGUAUACAGCUAUCACAUUCCUCCCACAAUCACAAAUUUUACUCCCAACCCAAGUAAACUGAAGAAGUUUCUUUGGGGGGAGGGGCUGCUUUCAAAGCUAAAUGCAGCUAUGCAGAUGUUGAUUGAAAAGCAAGGGUCCAACACACACACCCCCCCCAAAAAAAUGGAGAUGUCCCGGCAGAGGACAGAAUGGAGGCUCAAACUCCCUCUCCCCCCCCCAAUUCACUCCCUCCCACCCAAGACUUGAGAGAGGGGAGGGAGAGAAGGACGGGUGUCGAAUGGGUUCUGCAGAAGAGUAAGAAUAGCUUGAGACUGGUUCACAUGGAAAUCCAGUGAAAGAACAAAGUGUUCAGUAAAAAAUAAAUAAAACAAAAGAAGUCGUCAUAAAAGUAACCAGAUGCCCCUGCUGCAAACUAAUGUUUUAUUCUGUAAUAUGUUCUUGACACAAUUAUAACUUUGUCCUCCUUUUUAGGUCCGAUUGCUGUACUCCUUAUGCAGAGGUUCUGAUGAGUGAUGAAAACGGAAACACAGAUACUUUAACUGUAGACUGCAGACAGUCGCAUCCUGUAGCAGCCUAG